Salmo salar (Atlantic salmon) is the source of this 750-nucleotide messenger RNA. RefSeq names its product semaphorin-4B-like. Lineage: Eukaryota; Metazoa; Chordata; Actinopteri; Salmoniformes; Salmonidae. Gene Ontology annotation, cellular component: plasma membrane. The record is from RefSeq and is a predicted model, not a curated record. Gene Ontology annotation, biological process: negative chemotaxis; positive regulation of cell migration; neural crest cell migration. Gene Ontology annotation, molecular function: semaphorin receptor binding; chemorepellent activity.
AUGUCUCCGGAUUACAUCUUCAAACUAAGGGCCACCAUGGCAUCCAUGAUAGAAGGGGAGAAGUGUUCAUCCAUGUAUACGGGUGGUAUCCUGUACACUGCCGCCACCAGUAACAUUUUGGGAACGCUGUUCGAUAUCUCACGGGCCACCGGUCAGGAGCAGGAACGGAUCCGCACCGAGAGAUCCAUCAACUGGCUCAGUGACCCAGAGUUUGUGUCCUCAGUGUUCAUAAAGCAGGAUGAAGACAACAACCCAACAGGAGACGACAACAAGAUCUAUUUCUUCUUUACCGAGGUCGCCAAGGAAUACGACCUCUACACUACAGUCAAAGUUCCCAGGGUCGCACGUGUUUGCAAGUCUGAUGUAGGUGGUAUGAAGACAUUGCAGAGACGUUGGACCACCUUCAUCAAGGCUCAGUUGGUGUGUGAGGACAGAGCCAGCGGACAACGCUACAACAUACUGACAGAUGUCUACACAACCCAACACACACCUAGCGAUCCAAGCUCUACACACUUUUAUGGGCUCUUUACUUCUCAGUGGUACAUAUGGAGGGAUGGAAGAAAGGAUGGAGAAAGAGCCAAGCCCUCGUUUGCACUCAAUCGGGGUCAAAAGAGAAGCAGAAGAGAUGGGAAGAAGGGCAACAGUGGGAUUUUCCGCAAGUUAACACAAUCGGAUUGGACUGAGGAGUGUGUCGUUGCAUUCCAGAAGCUGAAGGAUGCUCUUCUGAACUGUCAUGCUGCUUCACCCUGA